Molecule: messenger RNA, 705 nt
Organism: Acanthosepion pharaonis
Lineage: Eukaryota; Metazoa; Mollusca; Cephalopoda; Sepiida; Sepiidae
Source: the annotation of a GenBank genome assembly
AUGUCUAUCUUAACCUUUCAUUUUUCUUUCUUUCUUUCUUUUUUUCUUUCUUUCUUUCUACCUUUCUUCCUACCUUUCUUCCUACCUUUCUUCCUACCUUUCUUUCUUUCUAUUUAUUCUGUCUUACUAUCUUUUUUAUCUAUCUAUCUAUCUAUCUAUCUAUCUAUCUAUCUAUCUAUCUGUUCAUUCGAAAGUCCGACAUCUUUAUUUCUUUCUUUCAUUACCUCCCCCCCGCAUCUGUCUUCUUUUUCCAUAGGUCUUUCCACUUCAUGCCAUAUUGACUACUUUGUGGAAAACACUGGAUUUACAUUCUUCGGAAAGCAUCCAAUCAUUUCGAGAAGGAAGAAUUUGAGGGACUGCUGCAUCUUCCUUUCUCUUUACUUAACUGCCUUUCUCUCUCUCUCUCCUGUAAACAGACACUCUUUCUCUUUCACUCUUUUCCCUGUCUCUGACACGUUCAAUCACACAGCCUCUCUCUUUCACUUUCUGACUUUCAAGUAUAUACACUUUCUCUGUCACUCUCUACUCAUCUCUGUCUCUUCGAAGCAAAAUCCCUUUCUCUUUCGCUUUCCUUGUCGCUGUCUUUCGAACACACCUCCUUUCAUUUGCGCUCACACACUCUCAUUAAUAUGCAGAGGUAGCUGUACUCUCUCGCCCACUGAAUCAAAUAUUCUUGUUCACGGUCGACAGAUUUGCAUCAUGUAG